AUGGGUAUCCCAAAAUUCUUCAGAUAUAUCUCAGAAAGAUGGCCCAUGAUUUUACAACUCAUUGAAGGAACACAGAUUCCUGAGUUCGACAACUUAUACCUAGAUAUGAAUUCGAUUUUACAUAAUUGUACACAUGGUAACGACGACGACGUAACUAAGCGAUUAACCGAAGAAGAGGUAUUUGCCAAAAUCUGCACGUAUAUCGACCAUCUUUUUCAAACAAUUAAGCCCAAGAAAAUUUUUUACAUGGCUAUUGAUGGGGUGGCUCCUCGUGCGAAGAUGAAUCAACAAAGGGCUCGUAGAUUUAGAACCGCUAUGGAUGCAGAAAAAGCUUUGAGAAAAGCUAUUGAAAAUGGUGAGGAAAUUCCCAAGGGAGAGCCAUUUGAUUCGAAUUCUAUUACUCCCGGUACGGAGUUUAUGGCCAAACUGACCAAAAACUUACAGUAUUUUAUUCAUGACAAAAUUUCCAACGAUUCCAAAUGGAGAGAAGUGCAAAUCAUUUUUUCCGGUCAUGAAGUUCCAGGUGAAGGUGAACACAAAAUCAUGAACUUUAUAAGGCACUUGAAAUCUCAAAAGGAUUUCAACCAAAAUACAAGACAUUGUAUUUACGGUCUUGAUGCGGAUUUGAUUAUGUUGGGUUUAUCCACUCAUGGGCCUCAUUUUGCUUUGUUAAGAGAAGAAGUCACGUUUGGCAGAAGAAAUAGUGAAAAAAAAUCACUCGAGCAUCAGAAUUUCUACCUACUACAUCUCUCCUUGUUAAGAGAAUACAUGGAGUUAGAAUUCAAAGAAAUUGCAGAUGAAAUGCAAUUUGAGUAUGAUUUUGAACGUAUUUUGGAUGAUUUUAUUCUUGUUAUGUUCGUGAUUGGUAAUGAUUUCUUGCCCAAUUUGCCUGAUUUACACCUGAAUAAAGGGGCUUUUCCUGUUUUGCUACAAACUUUUAAAGAAGCUCUUUUACACACUGAUGGCUACAUUAAUGAACAUGGUAAGAUAAAUUUAAAAAGAUUAGGCGUCUGGUUGAAUUAUUUAUCUCAAUUCGAACUAUUAAAUUUUGAAAAAGAUGAUAUAGACGUUGAGUGGUUCAACAAGCAAUUAGAAAACAUUUCUUUAGAAGGUGAAAGGAAAAGACAAAGGGUUGGUAAAAAACUACUGGUUAAGCAACAAAAAAAAUUAAUCGGAAGUAUAAAACCAUGGUUAAUGGAGCAAUUACAGGAAAAAAUAUCGCCUGAUCUACCAGAUGAAAGCAUUCCAACUUUAGAAUUGCCUAAGGACUUAGAUAUCAAAGACCAUUUAGAAUUCUUAAAGGAAUUUGCUUUUGAUAUAGGUCUCUUCAUAACGCAUUCUAAAUCCAAGAAUAGUUAUUCCCUUAAAAUGGAUCUUGAUUCUAUUAACCCUGAUGAAACAGAAGAAGAGUUUGAAAAUCGUGUUAAUACUAUUAGGAAAACAAUAAAAAAAUACCAAAAUGCAAUCAUCGUGGAGGAUAAAGAAGAAUUAGAAACCGAAAAAACCAUCUACAAUGAAAGGUUUGAACAUUGGAAACAUGAAUAUUACCAUGACAAAUUAAAGUUCACGUCAAACAGUGAAGAAAAAGUAAUGAAUCUUGCUAGUGACUACGUUGAAGGUUUACAAUGGGUUCUGUAUUAUUAUUAUAGAGGAUGCCCAUCUUGGUCAUGGUAUUAUCCACACCAUUAUGCACCAAGAAUCUCUGAUUUGGUCAAAGGUUUAGAUCAAGACAUUGAAUUUGAUUUAAGUAAACCUUUUACUCCAUUCCAGCAAUUAAUGGCUGUCUUACCAGAAAGAUCAAAGAAUCUGAUACCUCCUGCCUUUAGGCCAUUAAUGUACGAUGAACAGUCACCGAUUCACGAUUUUUAUCCAGCUGAGGUUCAACUGGAUAAGAAUGGUAAGACAGCUGAUUGGGAAGCUGUUGUUUUGAUAUCAUUCGUUGAUGAAAAAAGGCUAAUCGAGGCCAUGCAACCUUAUUUGUCCAAGUUGUCACCUGAAGAAAAAAAUAGGAACCAAUUUGGUAAGGACUUGAUAUACUCUUUUAAUCCUCAAGUUGACAACAUCUACAAGAGCCCAUUGGGUGGCAUUUUUUCUGAUAUAGAACACAACCAUUGUGUUGAGAAAGAGUAUAUCACUAUCCCAUUAAACAGCUCCGAGAUUCGUUAUGGUUUAUUGCCUAAUGCUAAACUCGGUGCUGAAAUGUUGGCGGGUUUUCCAACGUUACUGUCUUUACCAUUUACUAAUUCAUUGGAGUACAAUGAAACGAUGGUUUUCCAACAGCCUUCUAAACAGCAGUCAAUGGUUUUACAAAUAACUGAUAUAUAUCAAACGAAUAACAUUACUUUGGAAGACUUUUCGAAGAGGCAUCUGAACAAAGUUAUUUAUACAAGAUGGCCAUAUUUGAGAGAAUCCAAAUUGGUCUCUUUGACAGAUGGUAAGACUAUCUAUGAAUAUCAAGAGUCUAAUGAUAAGAAAAGAAUCAGAUUUGUAUCAAAACCUACUGACGCUCAGGACAAGAAGCUAUUUAACAGUUUGAAGAAUUCAAUGCUAAGGAUGUACGCUAAACAAAAAGCUGUUAAAUUAGGACAUGUGGAAGCUAUUGCUACUGUUUUUCCUGUGACUGGUUUAGUAAGGGAUUCUGAUGGUGGUUAUAUCAAGACUUUUAGUUCUACCCCAGAUCACUAUCCAUUGCAAUUAGUUGUUGAAUCUGUUUCCAACGAAGAUGAAAGAUAUAAGGAAAGAGGACCAAUUCCUAUCGAAGAGGAAUUUCCAUUAAAAUCGAAAGUUAUCUUCUUGGGAGAUUAUGCUUAUGGUGGCGAAACCACCAUUGAUGGUUACAGCAGCGAUCGCAGACUGAAGAUUACUGUAGAAAAGAAGUUUUUGGAUAGUGAACCUACCAUUGGUAAAGAAAGGCUACAAAUCGAUCAUCAAGCCGUCAAAUAUUACCCAUCUUACAUUGUAUCUAAGAAUUUGCACCUGCACCCAUUGUUUUUGUCUAAGAUUACUUCUAAGUUUAUGAUUACUGACGCUAAUGGUAAGCAUAUUAAUGUCGGUAUACCAGUUAAGUUUGAAGCUAGACACCAAAAGGUUUUAGGUUACGCAAGAAGAAAUCCAAGGGGCUGGGAGUAUUCAAAUUUAACAAUAAAUGUAUUGAAAGAGUAUAGACAGACAUUUCCUGAAUUUUUCUUCAGGUUGUCAAAGGUGGGUAAUGAUAUACCAGUUUUGGAGGACCUUUUCCCUAAUUCCUCCACCAAGGAAGCCAUGAAUUUUUUAGAUGGUAUUAAGCAAUGGCUGAAGUAUGUUUCGUCGAAGUUUAUUGCCGUAUCUUUAGAAUCAGAUUCUUUAACCAAAACAUCUAUUGCUGCUGUGGAGGAUCACAUAAUGAAAUAUGCAGCUAAUAUUGAAGGACAUGAAAAAAAGCAGCUGGCUAAAGUUCCUCGCGAAGCCGUUUUGAAUCCAAGAUCAUCAUUUGCACUUUUACGUAGUCAAAAAUUCGAUUUGGGUGAUCGUGUUGUUUACAUCCAAGAUUCCGGUAAGGUCCCAAUUUUCUCAAAGGGUACUGUUGUGGGUUACACCACUCUCAGUUCAUCAUUGUCCAUUCAGGUCUUAUUUGAUCAUGAAAUCGUGGCAGGUAACAACUUUGGCGGCAGACUACACACAAAUAGAGGGUUAGGUCUUGAUGCCUCUUUCUUGUUAAACGUCACUAAUAGACAAUUCAUCUACCACUCAAAGGCUUCCAAGAAGGCUUUGGAAAAGAAAAAACAACCUAACAGCAGAAACAAUAAUUCCAAAGCUGGUCACAAAAAUGCGCCAAAGCUGCAACCUGAGGAAAAGCUAAGAAAAGAAAGAGCUCAUGACUUACUGAAUUAUAUUAAAAAGGAUUCGAAUGAAAAGGGUUCCGAAGGAGGAGAUAACAAGAAUGUGGUACCUCAAGGAGAUUCUAAACCUGUCAAAAAAACUAUAUUGAAAAGGCCAGCUCAGAAAACCAGCGAAGGUCAGCAGCAAGUUGAUGUGACCAUUUCUGAAAAAGUUCCACUUAAUAAUCCAACCGUUGCCGGCUCUAUUUUUAACGCCGUAGCAAAUCAAUAUUCCGAUGGUAUAGGCAAUAAUUUGAACAUCCCAGUUGUACCUCAUCUAAUGAGUGUUGCUGGAGGCCCUAUUCCUGGAGCGAAUGAUGCUGUUGAUGUCGGGUUGCCUUACAAUAUCCCCCCCAGUUUCAUUGCCCAUCCUAAUGGUCCUCACCCGCUGCCUCUCCACCAAAUGCCUUACCCUAAUAUGAAUGGAAUCUCUAUUCCACAAUCACAUGGUUUCAGUCAACCAGUUCCCUUCCCUCCUCCACCUCCUAUGACCAGUUUUUCAGAACAAGGAACUCAGAUUGUCGUCAAUGAAAAAGAAAGUCAGGAUUUGAAAAAUUUUAUUACUGGUAAACAGAAUGGUAAUGGUUCGAGUAUAAGUAAACAAGCCAAAGGUAGUAGGAAACAAGAGACUAAACCCUUUUCUGGUACAAACACUACCGAAUGUCUAUCGCCAAAGUCAGGACACAAUACCGCCAAACUUGAUAGUAAGAAGGAGGAGUCUCAUUGA
Saccharomyces mikatae IFO 1815 is the source of this 4584-nucleotide messenger RNA. It is a transcript of the gene XRN1, whose product is annotated as chromatin-binding exonuclease XRN1. Gene Ontology annotation, molecular function: RNA binding; 5'-3' RNA exonuclease activity. The record is from RefSeq and is a predicted model, not a curated record. The transcript has a single exon. Gene Ontology annotation, cellular component: nucleus. Lineage: Eukaryota; Fungi; Ascomycota; Saccharomycetes; Saccharomycetales; Saccharomycetaceae. The coding region runs from base 1 to 4584 and encodes 1527 amino acids. Gene Ontology annotation, biological process: rRNA catabolic process; nuclear-transcribed mRNA catabolic process.